AUGUCUCUGUUAAAAGAACAGGUUAAUCUUAAGAUUCCUGGUAAAGUUGUUAUAAAUGGAUCAUAUAUAGUAUUAGAAGGUGAAAUGGCUUCGGUUGUAGUUCUUAAUAAAUACCUUAAUGUAACGAUAAAUACACAAAAUUCAGAUAAAUUUGAUCUAAAUUUAAACAUUGAGAAUGGAGAUAUGUAUUUACAUUCUGAAAAUGAUAAAGGUCACUGGAUUUAUGAGUUAAUUACUACAGCUCUAACAUUUAUAAAUGUAGAAAAUUAUAAUGUUAACAUUAAUGGGUAUUUUGAUGAUUUCUUUUUUUUAGAAAAUGGUGUAAAAACUGGAUUGGGUUCGUCUUCUUGCAUUUUUAUCGCUGUAAUAUAUUCCCUCUAUAAAAUUGGGAAAAUGAAAAAGCCGUUACUUAUUGCGCCAAAAGUUGAUUUUAAACACAACAAAGAACUUGUCAAUCUAUUAUACACUGUAAGUAAAACAUUGUAUCCCAGUGCUUCUGGUUGCGACAUAAUGGCUUCAUUUCUUGGUCCUAUUAAUUUUUCGUUUAAUGUAAUACAAAAAAUUAAUCUUAUUGCUAGACAUAUUAUUUUAGGUUCGUUUGGAGCAUCAACAUCGACAAGGAAGAUGUUAGAUUUAGUUGGUAAAGUUAAUUGGACGAGUUUAAAAACUAUUAAUAAAAUUUUAGUUAAAAAUUUAAGAAACAAGGAAACCUAUAAGAAAUAUUUAGAAGAAAUAAGACAUUGUAGUAAUAUUAUUAUGCCUGAUAGACAAUAUAAAAUAUUAAAAAAAACAUUUGAGUUAAAUAUUCUUGGUUGUGGAAUAUCAGGCGCUGGUGGUGAAGAUGCUGUAUGGUGUAUAACGGAUAACGUUGGUCAGGUUAAAUAUCUUUGGGAACAAGAAUUUACUUAUGUUUGUUCAUGUGAAGUAGUUAAUAAUGGAAUUAUAAUAAAUUAA
This is a messenger RNA of Vairimorpha ceranae, 954 nucleotides long. RefSeq names its product mevalonate kinase-like protein. NCBI's taxonomy places the organism in Eukaryota, Fungi, Microsporidia, Nosematidae. Gene Ontology annotation, biological process: isopentenyl diphosphate biosynthetic process, mevalonate pathway. The transcript has a single exon. Bases 1 to 954 code for a protein of 317 amino acids. Gene Ontology annotation, molecular function: phosphomevalonate kinase activity. The record is from RefSeq and is a predicted model, not a curated record. Gene Ontology annotation, cellular component: peroxisome.